This is a messenger RNA of Oppiella nova, 1048 nucleotides long. The record is from the annotation of a GenBank genome assembly. NCBI's taxonomy places the organism in Eukaryota, Metazoa, Arthropoda, Arachnida, Sarcoptiformes, Oppiidae.
CGCUGUAAUCAACGAAGACAACACUAAUAAUAAUAAUUAUAACCAUGCUAAAUUAGCCCAAACUGAUUCAGAACCGUAUAAACUUGAAAUUGUUUGGCGCAAUGUUCUCAUGUUUCUCAUAUUGCACCUUGGUGGCUUAUAUGGCCUCUAUAUUGCCUGCUUUUAUAGUUCAUUUGGUCUACACUUAUACAUUGCCCUGCUGAACGUAUUAUGCGGUCUGGGUAUAUUAGCUGGUGCUCACCGGCUGUGGGCUCACCGAUCAUACAAAGCCGGCGUCCCUUUACGUGUAUUCCUAGCCUUCCUGCAGACGGCGGCCGUUCAGAACGACAUAUACGAGUGGAGUCGCGACCAUCGCCUCCACCACAAGCACUCGGACACCGACGCCGACCCCCACAACGCCAACCGCGGCUUCUUCUUCUCGCACAUUGGAUGGCUUAUGUGUAAAAAGCACCGGCAGGUCAAGCAUAUGGGCAAACAGCUGGACAUGAGUGACCUCUGGAACGACCCCAUCAUCCGAUUUCAGCGAUAUUACUACAUUCCCCUCGCGAUAGUAAUCCGGUUCACUUUAUUCACGUACGUACCCAUGAACUUCUGGGGUGUGUCCAUAUGGGACGGUAUUGCAGUCAAUAUGUUGGCUCUGGUGGUGACCCUAAACCACACGUGGCUCGUCAACUCAGCCGCACAUAUAUUUGGUUACAAACCCUAUGACAUCAACAUUAGGCCCAAUGAGAACCGAUGUGUUGUUUAUCUGGCUUUAGGUGAGGGCUACCAUAACUAUCACCACACUUUCCCAUAUGACUACUCGGCCUCCGAGUACGGGUGGAAAGACGCUUUCAAUCCCGCGACGGCUUUCAUCGAUUUGUGCGCCAAAUAUGGUUUGGCUUACGAUCUGAGAAAACCUUCGGAGGACAUGAUAGACAGCCGUAUGAAAAGGACUGGAAAUGGAGGUCAGAAGUUGACAUCCAUUCACAAUGGACUCAAUUAUUUCUUUGGGGUGAUGUCUGCUAGUUGGACCAUGGUCGUUUACUUGUUGGUCAAACUUUUUUAG